Molecule: messenger RNA, 7125 nt
Organism: Nylanderia fulva
Lineage: Eukaryota; Metazoa; Arthropoda; Insecta; Hymenoptera; Formicidae
Cellular component (GO): collagen trimer
Molecular function (GO): extracellular matrix structural constituent
Source: RefSeq, a predicted model, not a curated record
GUCCGCGCCGAGCCACGCCACAACGCUAGAAUUCCUCCGCCGAAAGGACCGAAGCCUCUUCUUCUCUUCGGGCCUUCCGCUAAGUCUCGCCCCCUCUUAUUCUUUCUCUCGGAGAGUUCCGAGUCUGCCUCCGGCUGAACUCUUUCUGGAUCCGCGGAACGAAGAAGAAGAAGAAGAAGAAGAAGAAGAAGAAGGUAAAGGGUGUACCCAGAAGGAAGAGAAGGAACAACCGAAUGAACGGUACCCUCUCCAGGGUUGGUAGGGGAAGACGAAGCAGAGGAACCGAGAGAAAAACAGGAGGAGGUAGAGAAAAGAAGGAGGUGGUGGUAAGAGAGCGAGCCGAGCGCUUCGCUCGCUCGCUCGCGCGGUCGCGCGUCGCACGAGGACUGUUGCGCGGUCACGAGGGACCCUACCGGUGUCUCUCGGAGCUUUGGGGGCCAGCCGCGCCACCGCCGGAGAGCCCGACGAGAGCGGCGCAAGGAUACAGGCGCGAGAGAGAGAGAGAGAGAGAGAGAAACAAGGAGGGAGAAAACGGAGAGAGACGGAACUUCUUCUCCGCUGCCUUCGGGCCUCGAGCCUCGUGUCCGCCCUGUCUGUGUGUUAGGUUGCGAUCAGGAGGACGGGCCAACCGACUGUCUGGCCCUUCGGUGACUCGCACCGACCACGAAGACGACCGCGAAGAGACUCGAGAGACGUCGUGUGCCGCAUUUUUCUAUCUCUUUCUCUCUGUUGGGGACCAGGAUUCAGGUGAGGCGAAGAACCUCCUGGGGACCAUCCUCGUCGUCAAGGUCAAGACGCGAGGGAGGAGGGGGAGGAGGAAGUGGAGGAGAGGAGGAGGACGACAUGAUGCGGCCCAGGGCCGCAAACAUGUCAACAAUUAUCUCGCUCGUCCUGAGGAACCUGGUUCUUGCCCUACUGGUGCUCGCCGCCACGUGGAUACCGGUCUCCGAGGCUGUGAUAUGCAAGGACUCGUACAAAUGCAAUUGUACCGGAGUAAAAGGGCAGCCAGGAUUUCUUGGAAUAACUGGACCCCAAGGAACAGAAGGGCUCCCGGGUGACAUCGGACCCGAUGGACCCCUCGGGCCCAAGGGCGAAAAGGGGGCUGGGGGAGAAUAUGGGGGUACCGGCGAGAAAGGGCAUCGAGGUGACGAGGGUAUACGAGGAUUUGUGGGAGCUCCCGGACUUUCCGGGAAUCCUGGAGUACCUGGUGUAGUGGGUCCGGAUGGACUGGACGGAUGCAACGGCACGGAUGGCGGUGCAGGUGCACCAGGUAGACCGGGAGUUUUCGGGCCGCGCGGAACGACAGGACCCCUGGGAGAUUAUGGUCCCCCAGGAGAACCUGGUGAUGGAGGCAUCAACUCGGUCGGCGCCAAGGGCAUUCGCGGGAAUCCCGGUAUCAACGGACUGGAAGGUUAUCGAGGAUCCCAGGGUUUCACUGGUGAAGUUGGUUAUCCAGGAGAGACGGGCGACUUCGGUUUACCAGGUGCCUCUGGAUUGCCUGGUAUGCAAGGUGACCGAGGUGACACCGUUUACGGUGUGAAGGGUCAACUUGGUGAACAAGGAGACAGAGGAGAGCCUGGUUCACCGGGUAAGGACGAGUACAAAAAGAAGGAAAAAUCGACACCCGUGAAAGGUCCGGCAGGGCAAAAGGGCAUGAAGGGCGACUACGGCGGGCGAGGUUACAAGGGAGAGAUGGGUGCCAAAGGUCCACAGGGUCGACCAGGUUUCUUGGGCAUCAAAGGCGUGAAGGGCGAGCAGGGUGGCGAUGGACCAAGAGGUAAACAGGGUGUCGAUGGUCCACCAGGUCCGGCUGGCGAGAAGGGAGAGAAAGGAGCUCCAGGAUACGCAGGAUUGCCUGGUCGGGAUGGUUUAGAUGGUGAAUCAGGAGAGGAAGGUAAUCGUGGUCCACCUGGCAGACAAGGCGCCGAAGGAGAACCUGGACUAUAUAUUCCAGAACUUGAUGAAAUAAUCGCCGGAAAUAUCGGAAUUCAAGGAGAUCUUGGUCCUCUUGGUGAAGCUGGUGAAACAGGAACACCAGGUUUGCCAGGAAAGGUCGGUUUCAUAGGACCGCCAGGACUACCAGGACCACCUGGUAUUCCUGGUUUAGGUGGAGCGAAGGGUUCAUCUAUAAAAGGAGAACAAGGAGACGAUGGCUUACCGGGAUCCAUGGGACCUCAAGGACCUCCCGGACCACCCGGUUCACCCGGAAUUAUAGGAGCUAAAGGCUUUCCAGGCAUAACGAUAGUUGGACCGCCAGGACCAGACGGUACUUCGGGCCUUCCAGGAUUGUCUGGUCCCCCUGGCGAUCGCGGUGAUCCUGGUCCUCCAGGAGAGAAAGGUUUUCCUGGGAAAGGUAUAAGAAUUCGUGGACCACCUGGAGAACGAGGUCUGCCCGGAACGCCAGGUAUUCCUGGUCCCGAUGGCUGGCCUGGCUUAUCCGGGGCUAAAGGUUUCAAAGGUAUUCGAGGAGAUGACUGCGGCGUAUGUGCACCAGGUCUACCCGGUGAGAAAGGAGAACGCGGUGAAUCUGGCUUGGACGGGUAUCCUGGAGCUUCGGGAUUUCCUGGAUUACCCGGUCCUCGGGGAUUCAAGGGAAUACAAGGAAAACGAGGUUUAGUCGGACCGGCAGGACUUGAAGGUGAUAGCGGAAGAUCCGGUAUUGCAGGCGCACAAGGACCCAAAGGAGAAGCGGGAAUAAUAUAUUUCCCGCCAGACGAACAGUUCCUGAGUCCGUCCGGUGACUUUGGAGAAAAAGGCUUACCCGGUCCCGAAGGACUCAGGGGUCCGCGAGGACAACCGGGACCUAUCGGUGACACGGGUGUACCGGGACCAAAAGGAGAAAAGGGUGAACAUGGCCAUCCUGGAUUAUCGGGAAGAGAUGGUUUACCGGGAUGGGACGGCGUUCCUGGUGAAAAAGGUGACGAUGCUUCGGUACCGAUCGAAUUUUUACGCGGAGAUCCAGGAUAUUCGGGAGAAUUUGGAAUCAAAGGAAUACAAGGAGACAAAGGGCUCAAGGGAGAACCUGGCGAGUCCGCGGAAUACGUCGCGGACAGUAAAGGUGACAAGGGUUAUAAAGGUGCCAGAGGAUCUCCCGGAGAGACCGGUUUUAAAGGGUUCCAAGGACAUCCCGGUGACGAAGGUUUACUAGGAUUACCUGGUGAACCCGGUUUCCCAGGUAUAUCACGGCAAGGUGCUGGAGGUUUGAAAGGUUAUCCCGGAAUGCCGGGAGAGCAAGGACUUCGUGGCACACCAGGCUCACCUGGAUCGCAAGGACCUGUUGGUUUUCCAGGUCGCGUUGGCAACAAAGGUGAUCGAGGAGAUCCAGGCACAAAUCUAACUUAUGGUGAAAUUGGAGAACGGGGAUGGUACGGUCCAAAAGGUGACUUUGGUGAUCCUGGUCCUCAAGGAUUACCUGGCCGACCAGGAGAGGAUGGUCCAAAGGGUGUCAUUGGAGCUAAAGGAGCACCCGGUUAUGAGGGACUUCCUGGACUUGAAGGAGCCAAAGGUGUACAUGGAGAUACUAUACAAGGUGACCGAGGUUUUCCGGGUACACCUGGUCAGCCUGGAAUGCCUGGAAGAAUCGGAGACAUCGGUAUCCGUGGCCCUGAUGGUCCUUCCGGUUUUGAUGGAAUGAAGGGCUUGAAAGGAGAGAUCGGUUUUAUCGGACGACGCGGUGACGAUGGUGACACAGGACCUCAGGGAUAUCAAGGAAUGUACGGGCUACCGGGUCUACCGGGUGCUCCAGGAGAAAAGGGAGAUGUCGGCGAGAUUGGCGACCCGGGACCAGUCGGCUGGCCAGGUUUCGAUGGUAUAGACGGAGCAUUCGGUCCUAAAGGAGAAGCGGGAGACAUCGGAAUUCCCGGAGCACCAGGAGUGAGAGGAUUACCUGGACCCCAAGGCGUUAUUGGCGACAACGGUCUCGAAGGACUGUGGGGUGCUCCUGGUGAAAACUCGUUCAGUGGUCCUCAAGGUGACAUCGGUGAACCUGGUUUUAUGGGAGAAGUUGGACCAUUCGGUCUGGCUGGAUUUGAUGGACGACCAGGAUUACCAGGAGAACCCGGAUUAGCGACUGAUGGUUUUAAUGGUUUGCCAGGACAGAAGGGCGAACCUGGCUUCGAUGGAUACGAUGGCACCGUGGGACCAAAAGGAGAAAUUGGUGACAUGGGUCCUGAUGGAUUGAAAGGUGAACGAGGCGAUCAAGGUUUCUCCGGAAGACCAGGUUUACCUGGUAUAUCCGGUAAACAUGGCGUGAAAGGUGAAUGGGGUCCGAUUGGACCUCCUGGAUUCGAUGGACUGAAGGGAAAACGUGGUCUCGAUGGUGAUCCAGGUCUAAUGGGUAGACCAGGAAUGCCGGGUGAACCGGGUGUGAGAGGUUUCCCGGGUAUUUUGGGUGCUCCUGGACCGAAAGGCCAUGUGGGCGAACCUGGCUUACCUUCUUACUCCUUCGCGGAAAGGGGUGACCACGGUAACCAAGGUCACGAUGGUUUGGCUGGUGUGAAAGGAGAACUAGGUAAUUCAGGAUAUAUCGGAGUGCCCGGCCGUAAAGGUGAAAUUGGAGACAGAGGAUAUCCGGGUUCCGUUGGUUUCCCAGGAUUACCUGGUUUCCCUGGUCUACCGGGUGAUCAAGGACUUCGCGGAGCUCCAGGUCUACCUGGUGAGUUCGCCGAACCCGGUGAAAUUGGUCGCGCUGGUCUGGAUGGUAUGCCUGGUGUCCCAGGUCGUCCUGGACAAAAAGGAGCUCCUGGUGAAUAUGGUCCGAAUGGACCUAAAGGAAUCUCUGGUGACAGGGGCUAUAGCCUUCACGGUCCUAAAGGAAUUACGGGAGAUCCAGGUCCUAGAGGAUUCGUUGGUAUACCAGGCGCACGUUUGGAAGGAUUGCAAGGCUUCCCCGGAGCACCAGGUCCGAAAGGUUUCCGUGGAGAACCAGGAAUAUCCGCGGGUAGCCGGAAAGGACAACCCGGUGAACCUGGAUGGCGUGGAUUAGAUGGUCGAACCGGACCGAAAGGAUUAAAAGGUGACUCCGGUCUACCUGGUUUUGACGGAUUACCAGGACCAAAAGGAGAAAGGGGAGAGCUUGGUGAACCUGGCCAAUAUGGAUUACCUGGUCAUGAAGGACCACAGGGACCAAAAGGAGAACCCGGAUUCAAUCCUUUCCCGCCUUUCCCGAGAAAAGGACUCGCCGGUGAUAUAGGAGUUUCCGGAUUGCCAGGUUUCCCUGGACAACAGGGAAUGAUGGGUGAACCUGGCAAGGAUGGUUUACCUGGACGAACAGGUGAAAGAGGUAUGAUCGGUUUCUCUGGACCACAAGGACCGGACGGUAAGGAUGGACCUCCCGGAUAUCAAGGUCCUCCUGGAACAACCGGGCGACAAGGACCACCAGGUUUCCAAGGCGCACCUGGUGCACCUGCAUCGAACGGGAUUGGCCCAAGGGACAGAGGUUUCUACUUUGCUCGUCACUCGCAAACCGAAAUGAUACCGACCUGUCCGAGGAACACUGUAAAGUUAUGGGAAGGAUUUUCUUUAUUACAUACUAUGGGUAAUGGCCGACCCUAUACUCAAGAUCUCGGCACUGCUGGCAGUUGCAUCAGGAAAUUCUCUACUAUGCCCUUCCUAUUCUGCAAUUUAAACAACGUAUGCGAUUACGCCAAUCGUAACGACUAUAGCUACUGGCUUAGCACAACUGAGCCUAUGCCAAUGAGUAUGACGCCAAUACCGGCACCGGAAGUCGGUAGAUACAUAUCCAGAUGUUCCGUUUGCGAGGCACCUACAAGAGUAAUAGCUGUCCACAGUCAAUCCAUGGCGAUACCCCAGUGUCCGGGUGGCUGGAAGGAAGUCUGGGUCGGAUACAGUUUCCUCAUGCACAGAGACGCAGGCGCUGACGGCGGUGGUCAGUCCUUGGUCUCGCCUGGAUCCUGCUUGGAGGAGUUCCGCGUCAGGCCAUUCAUCGAGUGCCGCGGCCUGGGCACCUGCAACUACUUCGCCACCGCGACGUCGUACUGGCUGGCUACCAUCCGCGACGAGGAGAUGUUCCGCAAACCGCUGCAGCAGACGCUCAAGGCCGACCACACGUCCCGGGUGAGUCGCUGCGCCGUGUGCAUCCGCCAGCGCGGCAGCGAGGACGAGCCUUACCCAGGCAGGACGACGGUCCUGAAACCCUACACGUCGAACAACGAACGACCAACCAACAACGUCUACUACCCUCCGGCGCCGCCGCCUCGCUACCCUCCCGACUAUCAGCCCUUGUCAGCGCCACCCUCGUCUAGGUAUUCCAGCUACAACAGGCCACAACAGCACUUCCGCAGGAGAGGUCACGUGCGCGGCAGGCACGGCGAACGACCGAUAAAAUUGCCCGACAAUCCAUAGAUCAGCAAUGAGAAUCAAGAGAAAUCAGAUCAGUGAUGACGCAAGGGCGUAGCGAGUCUAUGUAUAUAAAGAAGCAGGAGGAAAUCUUUUUUUUAAUAUAUAUAAUUAGUUAAGUUAUAUUCCGGGCCAGGUGCUUUUAGCUGUAAAUCUUAUACCGGGUUUAAAGCAACGGAUAACGCGUAUAAAUAUUCAGGAAUAUUCUGCAGAGAAGUUCAAAAUAAAACAGACGGUCUCUUAUCUUAUAUUUAGAAAAAACGUGUCGAUUAAUAAUAAUUAAUAUUAAUAAAAAUUAAUAUUCUACUAAUAAAUUUAAAUGAAUAAAUCUCUUCAUGUAUUCCAUAUUUUUCUCUCAAAUUAAAAGUGUUAUUUUCGAGACUCCUGUUGGUACCAGGAAUUCUGGGGUCACUUAUCUCCAAACAUUCUUAUCUCAAACUCCUCUGUUGCUCUUGAGAAUUUGUCGGUGUUACUCGUUCUUAUCCUGUACGUGCAAGGUUCAUGCACCUAGUCUCUUCCUGUGUGUCCGAUAAAAAGCGCCGCCGGCAAGCCAUAUAAACUGCCUUUAACAAUGCCAAAUAAAAAAAAAAUAAAAUCCAUCGCCAUCCGGCCAUCGCAAACUGCCAAAAAUAACAUCGCGCUCGCCGUCGCGAUGUUAUUUAGAUGAGAUUACGAGAAUAUGAUAAUUAAAUUAACGUUAUGUGUACGUUGUAUCGAUAUCGUAUGACCAUAUACCGCAUUAAAUAAAGAUCUUUUUGUAUAAGCUAA